AUGACGGCUCAAGCCAACAGGGAGGUUGUGGUCCCCGUAAACCCAAAUGUGGGUACGACGGCAACUAGAGUGAGAGACUUCACUAGAAUGAAUCCUUCGGAAUUUCAUGAUUCUAUGGUUGAGGAAGAUCCUCAAGAAUUCAUUGAUAAAGUGUAUGAAGUGUUGAUGAUCAUGUAUGCUCCUGCUAUGGUUGUUGAUCCUAGGGCAAGAAUGAGUAAGUUUGUUUUGGGUGUGUUUGCAAUUGUGGUUAAGGAAUGCCGUACCUCUAUGCUUAUAAUUGAUAUGGACAUUUUGUCUCAUGGAUCCUCUAAGGUUUCUCCUAGGUUCAAUAAAGAUAGGGUUUCUAACCCUAAGCCUCAAGAAAGAAAUGGUAGUGGGUCUUCAUUGUCUACUUGUGCUAAGUGUGAAAGGAAGCACGAGGGUAAAUGUCUAGCUGGUUCUAAUGCAUAUUUUGGUUGUGGCAAGACACACAAGAUAAGGGAUUGUCCCUCAGUUGCUAAGAAUGAAGGAGAUGAUCAUCGAUGGGCUUAA
Messenger RNA from Solanum verrucosum, 531 nucleotides. RefSeq lists its product as uncharacterized. Lineage: Eukaryota; Viridiplantae; Streptophyta; Magnoliopsida; Solanales; Solanaceae. The transcript has 3 exons. The coding region runs from base 1 to 531 and encodes 176 amino acids. The record is from RefSeq and is a predicted model, not a curated record.